AUUCCUCAACAAAAAUCCUACAAAGAAAUUUCUAGUGCCUCCUUCCUUAGAGAGAAGGGUCUAAAAUAACCACCUAGAUGAAAUUUCUACACUCAUCUGCCUCCUUCUCACCACACUAUAUUCCCAGCAGUAAGAGAAGGAAUUCAAUCCAAGCAUUCCCAAUCCUUAGAGAGAAGGGUCUAAACUGACCUAGAGCCGGGUCUCCCAAUUCCUUUUGGAGAAGGGAUUGGGGAUACCCCAAAUUAUAUAUAAGGGUCUAAAAUGACAUGCAUUUGUCUCAAUUGUGACUGCAGAAUGAUAGGAUCGCUUAGCUUGAAGAGUAAGUAGGCAAAAGAAAAAGAGAAGGACAAUGGAAUUAGACGGUGACUCCCAUAUAACUCUGCGAAGAUGGGAAGGCCUGCCUAGUGACAUAGUGCAGAAGAUUCUAGUUGAGUCUGAUUUUGAUGACACCUCUGGUUUAACUUCUCUCAUUUCUCGGCUCCAUUGCGGUGCCGUUUGUAGUGCAUGGCGUUCGAUUCUCUCUGACCCCCAGCUUUGGAAUACACUUGACUUGUCCACAAUGAAAUCUGAUUUCAUCUACAUUCAUGUCGAGCCCGAUGUUUAUGUUUCUGAAAAGACAGAUUCGAGAUUGAAUUGCAUUUUGAAGACUUCAUUGAGUCUCAGCAGGAGAAAUAUAACCACCCUUCUCUUCAAUCUCAACUUGUAUGUUCCUGACCAUCUCUUCACUUACACUGCUGAAAGAUCCCCGAAGCUGAAACGACUGGUUAUGCCGGUAUGGAACAGGAUAAGCAUUGCCGGAAUCCGUAAGGCCAUUGCUUCAUGGAAAGACCUUGAGUCCCUUACAAUAGGUAACAUCAAUAGUUACAACUACGACUUCCUCAUGAGGCAGAUUUCAACCAAUUGCAAGAACUUCAGUGAGUUGAAGUUGAUCGGAACUUGCAAUUUCUUUGCUUCAGCACUAGUUAGAUAUGUUCCGAAACUGAAAGUUUUGAGCCUCCGGUGCUCGAAUCUCUUGAAAGAGGAUUUGAUCGCCAUAUUAAAUGGAUUACAAGACUUGGAAGUUCUGAAUAUAUCACAUUGCGUUUUGCUAAAUACUCGACCUAGAACGAGGAUUAUUCUUACAGAGCUUGAUCCAUUUAUUCUUGGCAAGGCUUUUAGGUUAAGGAGAUUCAUAACGUGCAUGAAAUCUGAGUCGUGCGUCAUGUGCCAAAGGGCCAGAGAAGACGAGGGGAUCAUGAGGUGGUAUAGGUAUGAAGAAGGGUUAUGGAAAGUAGAUGAGGUCGACUCUCUUGCUCUUUGAUUAAUCAUAAAAGCAUGACCACCCUCGUCAUGAUGGUGAUUGAGAGUGGUGGGUGAGAAAUAGGGAAGGUAAAGUUAGUGUUUUCUUUGACAAAAUAGAUAUUUCAUUAAUAGAUGAAGAUUACAAUAUGAAAUA
Rosa rugosa (rugosa rose) is the source of this 1435-nucleotide messenger RNA. RefSeq names its product F-box/LRR-repeat protein At3g48880-like. Gene Ontology annotation, molecular function: protein binding. NCBI's taxonomy places the organism in Eukaryota, Viridiplantae, Streptophyta, Magnoliopsida, Rosales, Rosaceae. Bases 350 to 1300 code for a protein of 316 amino acids. The transcript has a single exon. The record is from RefSeq and is a predicted model, not a curated record.